AUGAAACAAAAUAAUGGCUCUAUCAAUAAUAAUAAUAAUAAAAAUAAUCUCUUAUCAAUAUCAAAUGAAUCUCCAAAAUUAUGGGCAAAUCAUUUCAGAGUUAUAACAAAAAACAUUUCACCACAAACAUCACCAAUUUUAAUAUCACCUCCACAAUCACCACCAUUAUUACCAAAUAAUAAAAAUAAUAAUAAAAAUAAUAAUAAUAAUAAUAAUAAUAAUAAUAAUAAUAAUAAUAAUAAUAAUAAUAAUAAUAAUAAUAAUAAUAAUAAUAAUAAUAAUAGUAAUAAUAAUAAUAAUAAUAAUAAAAAUAAUAUUAAUAAUAAUUUUAAUAAUAAUUUUAAUAAUAAUAAUAAUAAUAAUAAUAAUAAUAAUAAUAAUAAUAAUAAUAAUAAUAAUAAUAAUAAUAAUAAUAAUAAUAAUAAUAAUAAUAAUAAUAAUAAUAAUAAUAGUAAUAAUAAUAAUAAUAAUAUUAAUUUACCAUUUUUAAUACCACAACAGAAACAACCAUCACCUUAUCAAUCACCAUUAUCAACUCCAUUCCAAUCACCUUUACCAACUCCAUCACCACUUUUAUUAAACUCACCACUCCCAUCACCAAAUCAAUCGCCACGCCAAACUUUAACAAAUAACCAAUCACCACGUUUGAAUCAACAGUCGGGGGAAAUAAAUCAACGCCAAGAACCAACUGUUCAUAGAUCAUACAAAAAAAGAACUCCUACUCCUACACCUUAUUCGCCAUCAAAUAAAAAUGUAAAUAAUACCAACAACAAUAAUGAUUCCAACAACAACAAUAAUGAUUCCAACAACAACAAUAAUGAUCCCAACAACAAUAAUAAUGAUUCCAACAACAACAACAAUAAUGAUUCCAACAACAAUAAUAAUAAUAAUUCCAAUAAUAAAAAUAAAAAUAAAAAUAAAAAUAAAAAUAAUUAUAAUAAUUCAAAUAAUAAUUCAAACAAUAAUAAUAAUAAUCCAAAUAAUAAUAAUAAUAAUUCAAAUAAUAAUAAUAAUAAUAAUUCCAAUGAUAAUAUUGAACCUAAUUUAACAAAUCAAAAUGAUUCAAUUCAAUACCGUAAAGAAUUAGAAAUACAAAAAGCAUAUAAGAGAUCAUUGGGUUCGUCAAACAAUCCAAAUAAUAACAAUAAUAAAAAUAAUAAUAAUAACAAUAAUAAUAGUAAUAAUAACCAUCAACCAAUGAAAAUUACUUUUAGUCAUAAUUAUUAUGAUGAUUUUUCAGAUUCAAAAGAAGAACUACCUCCACUACCAAUUUUAAAUGAUAAAUGUAAAAAUAGUAAAUUUAAUUAUGAAUGUAAAUUACCUGUUUGUAUUGUUUGUAGAAAUGGUAUACCACCUUCAUUUAUAAAUGAAAAACCAUUUUGGGUACACAUUCUAUAUUUAACUUUAUAUUCAUUAAAUAAGUCUGCUGAAUAUAUUGAAGAAAAUUUUCCAGGUAAAGAUUAUAUUCAUUUCGAGAAUAAAAAAGUUGCAGAUGGUAAAAGGUUUUUUAAAUUACUAAAAGAUAUUUUUAAAUUUAUUGAAGAUCAUUGGGACUUAAUUUGUUUUAAGAGUAAAGAUUCUAAUUGGGGUCAUAUUGCUGGUAUGACACUAUCACAUUAUCCAAUUUUAUUUGAAAAUGGAUACUCAUCAUUUGACAGCACUGGCUAUUGGUCAAUUUCAGACACUUCUGUUGAUCCUUAUUCAGUUAGUUUUUUAUCAGAUUUAUAA
This is a messenger RNA of Dictyostelium discoideum AX4, 1728 nucleotides long. RefSeq lists its product as hypothetical. The record is from RefSeq and is a predicted model, not a curated record. Bases 1 to 1728 code for a protein of 575 amino acids. Lineage: Eukaryota; Evosea; Eumycetozoa; Dictyosteliales; Dictyosteliaceae. The transcript has 2 exons.